Capsicum annuum is the source of this 413-nucleotide messenger RNA. RefSeq names its product small polypeptide DEVIL 4. Bases 141 to 281 code for a protein of 46 amino acids. Gene Ontology annotation, biological process: negative regulation of cell population proliferation. Lineage: Eukaryota; Viridiplantae; Streptophyta; Magnoliopsida; Solanales; Solanaceae. The transcript has a single exon. The record is from RefSeq and is a predicted model, not a curated record.
CUUCAUCACAUACAAUUCAAUCUCUCCCCACAAACAACAACAACAACAACAACAAAAACAUCAUCAACAACUCAAAGCUCUAGCUAAUUUCAAGAAAAUCCAAUUGUCCCUUCAUUUUCUUGAUUUUCUUUUAAUUAAACAUGAAGAUGGGAAACACUAAUAUGGGAAGUUCAAAGAGGAGAAUUUCAAGUAGAGGAGUUGGAGGUGUUCUAAGAGAACAAAGGGCUAAACUUUACAUUAUUAGAAGAUGUGUAGUCAUGCUCCUUUGUUGGCAUGAUUGAAAAAUCUUUAGAAGAGCGAUCAGGAGGCAUACCAGGCAAAUUCGUAAGAAAGACCUUCAUAAAACUCACGAACAAAACGGACAGAAUUCAAGAAAGGCGAUGAAUCAACACCAGUAUCACGAAUAUGAGCCA